AUAUAUAUAUAUUUUGUUUUAGGUGCGCGCAUCCGACUAGCGCCAGCGAUGACGUCAUUUCAUUUACAUUCGAAAUAAACUUUUUAAACAUUGCAUCAAUCGAUCAGCUGCUCGCAGAUAUUUGUCGUGUGAUUUCUCUCCUGAUUUAUAUUAUUGUUACCGAAUAAUUGAAUAUCAAUCUCCAUCAAAUCAUCUGAAUUCAGUGUUUCUGUGAAAUAUUUCUUCCAUCGACAUAUUUCCAGUGAACGUUACAUUUCUACCGAACAUCUGAAGAUGAGAUCGGCAUCUGCUCGCGUGGCCUCUCUGUACGUCGGUGAUCUUCACCGGGAGGUUUCAGAGGUCAUGCUGUACGACAGAUUCAUUCCGUUUGGCCCGAUCCACUCCACCCGAGUGUGUAGAGACAGAAACACAUUCAGGUCUCUGGGCUACGGAUAUGUCAAUUUUGUCAACCGCUCGGACGCUGAACAUGCAUUUGAGAACUUAAUGUUCAGUCUCCUCAUGGGUCGGACCAUGCGCAUCAUGUGGGCCGAUAGAAACCCUGCACUGAGGACCACCGGCGUUGGCAACAUUAUCAUUCAAGGCCUGGCAAAGGACAUCUGCAGCCUGGCACUUUACGACACCUUCUCUCAUUACGGCACCAUCUUAUCCUGCAAGGUGGUUGCAGAUGAGAAUGGCUCCAGAGGAUAUGGUUUCAUUCAUUUUGAGUCCUACGAAGCCGCUGAAAGAGCCAUUCAGGAACUCAAUGGGAUGAUGCUGAAUGAUCAAGUAGUGUCCAUCAGCCACUUCAGAUCAUUCCAGGAGCGUCAGGCAGAGAGGGAAUCAAACCCUGGCCGCAUGAAAAAAGACUACAGAAGUCUCUUCCCGGGAGUGCAUCUCUAUGUCAACAAUCUGCCCUACGGAUGGACGGACCACCAGCUGCAUAGAGCGUUCUCCCCAUUCGGGUCUGUCACCAAUGCUACGGUGGCGAGGAACGGCGGGCGCAGCCGAGGGUUCGGCUUUGUGUGUUUCACGAGCCCUGAAGCUGCAGCUCAAGCCGUUUCGGCAAUGGACGGACGUGUCAUUGCCAACAGACGUCUGAAUGUUGCCUUCUCUCGGGUCCUGGAUACGCCAGUGUCUUUCAGCGACUGUGUAUCACCUCCUGAAAAGCAGUCGCUGCUUCCUUCAGGACACUUUGGGAUUGUUCCACAGGCUAUCAGCAUUGUUGGUCAGCAGCUCGCCAGCCUCAACCGGCUUGUGUCCAGCUGUCGACGGGAUGCAGCGGGUCUCCUGCCUAAGUGUGAGAGUCUGGUCCCGCUGGUCUGUCCGCUGCUGUUAGACUCGUUGGUGCCCAACAUGUUGCGUGUGAACCAGGAGCUGCCAGAACUCAUGUCUGAUGCUUCUGGAACAUCAGACACCUUGAGCUCUCCACUAUCUGGAGACUUUGGUGCUGUUGUUCCAAAGACUCCUAACAGUGUCGAUCAGCAGCUGUUUGGACAUCUCUCCACCUGUCUUGUGUCCAACAGUCGCUGGUAUGCUGAUGGUGUCCUACCACAGUGUGAGAGGUUCCUCCAAUUGGUCUCUCCACUGCUGUCAGACACGUUUGACUCGGAGCCGCCCUGCAUGCCGACUGGUAAACUGCAACUGUCAGAGAUGACGCCUGACCAAGCCACUGAUGCUCCUGGAGUGUCGGAGACCUGCGGUGCCGUUGCUGUGGUUCACAACAGGUUUGGUAACGGUUUGGGUAUGACUGGAAAUAUGAACACCUCCAAGGUAGGAGAAAUCUCUUCAUUUGUCAAGGAUUUCGCUGUUAUUGACACAUGUAACCAUUUAGAAAUAAUUGUGGUUUUGAAAAGCAAUCAAAAAACACAUCUGUUCUCUUCUCAGGUGACGGUGGUUAUGGAUGGUGCCUUUGUGUCUGUGUCCUGCUGCUCCUCUGAUGACACCAUAACUGUGAUCGUGAAAAUCCAGGAGGAUCUUCUCCUUUACAGUGAGCGGCUCCUUGUUUUUAACACGAUUGCGGUUCAAGCGAGGAGGACCUCUGAGGACACAUCCAGCCCUCACCUGGCAAUACAGCCUGUUCCUGAGAGUGACCAAAUUGUGGCAGAUACAGUCCAGUCCUCAGCACCAUUUACCAUCAAGCCAGUGUUGACCACCCUGAAGGAGACGUGGGCUUCUCUGCACAUGGCCUCUCAAACGCUGCACAUCUCACCUGUCAGCGCUGAUGACGUGACCAUUGUGACACGGGCUCAUGUACAGCAGGUGAGUUCCUCUGAACAGUCACGGAGAACUCUUUGUGGUUUUUGGCUCAAUAAGCUGAGCGGUUGUAGGAGUCUGGGAGGUCUAAACUGCCCCACCACCAAUGAUCUCCUGCGCUUCUGCACUCUGAGGAGAUUUCAGCAGGUGUGACAGAGACAAUGGGAUGCUGCAAAUUUGUGAAAAAAGAAUCCCCCAAAAAACGAAACAACAAUAAUGUAACAUAUGUAACAAAUUUUGUAAAUAAUUUCUUGAUUUAUAAGUUUAUCUUUUGUGCAUCAACAAAUGUUUAUGUAUCAAAAGGUUUUGUUUCAGGAUCUUAUUUUUUUAUGUAACCGAGUUGUUACAAAUUGUAAAUAUAAUUAGUUAUCUGCUAAUUCAUUUUGUGCAGGAAAAAAUGUGUUGUGCAAUAUAAAAUAUUUUGUGCAUGAAACAAUUUUGUGCGAGAAAAAAUAUUGUUAUGUAACAAAAUAUAUUGUUUUGGUGUAUUAUAUAUCAAAUGUAAUAUGCAAACAUUUUGUUAUAAAA
Messenger RNA from Triplophysa dalaica, 2760 nucleotides. RefSeq lists its product as uncharacterized. The record is from RefSeq and is a predicted model, not a curated record. The transcript has 16 exons. The coding region runs from base 274 to 2385 and encodes 703 amino acids. Gene Ontology annotation, cellular component: cytosol. Gene Ontology annotation, molecular function: mRNA binding. Lineage: Eukaryota; Metazoa; Chordata; Actinopteri; Cypriniformes; Nemacheilidae.